AUGACCGAGGAUCACCAAAAAAACAAACCCGAGCCGGCCGAUGAUUUGAAGGAGAUCACCAAUCAACCCAACUCUACGGCUCUGAAGGAUAACCAGCAGCGGAUGGCAGCGGUGCCAACGACUUAUACCAGCGGUGGCAAUCUUCUAUUUCAUGUCACCCAGCUAGCGACGGCCAGAAAAGACCACGUCACUUUCUGGUCCCUUCCCCGCGAGGUCCGCGACCUGAUCUGGAGCGAGGUUCUCGGCUCCGAAGAUGACAUCUUCCAAGCCAACGUGAUAACAUCCGUCUGCCACAGGAAAUCCAAGGCAAGAGCUCCUGCCCCUGCGAACGGGUACGAGACCCUCCGGCCUGCAAGAAGAGAUGAUGGCCGUUUCACCAGGACCACUUAUGCCGAUAUCUUGCUGAGCAGCCGACCUCCAUUACCGCUGGCCCAUCUAUGUCAAGAAUCGCGCGCCUUUGCAUUGCAAAAGUACGAUGCGGCAUACAGCAAGGCCAGAGGUCCGGACCUAAAUCAAGAAAGGGGAAGUCGAUUCCGAUGGCUGUCCAGAUACGCCGCACGUAUAAUGACAAUCAAAAUCCCAGACUUGGAUUAUAACGUGGCGGACAUUAAAGUGCCUCUUGAGGAGGAUGAGCCUUUGAUCGUUGUCUGUUGGCCAGAACUAAAUUAUAAUGGGCUACCACCAGGAAAUCUGGAAACAGAGGUAGACCGCCUCAAAUUAAAUGCGUUGCUUGAGCUGCUGAAGAAGGCAAAGGAUUACCAGAUCAUGAUAUGUGUUGACACCACAUUGUCGGAUCCCUUCCUCGUCGAUCGGAACAUAGCUCGGAAUUGGGGAGUCUUUGCGGAUCGAGCGUCUGGUGAAGACUUUGCAGAAAAUAGAGCCAACAAACUUCUUCGAGACCUCAACAGGAGAGGUCGCACGGUGGACAUGAGAGGGUUGGGCUUAAGUCGACACAUCAUUCGUGGGAAUACCACAUGGAUGGCGCCUCGGAUGGGUCUUCUCGCGCCCAUAAUUAAGAGUGGUUUCCUGCCGUACUUCACAGAAGAUGGUUUUCGGCGUCUGGAAGAAGAGGAGCUUUUUCCCAAUGGGUACAAAUGGACGAACCUGAAAGACCGAGAGUGGUUGCAAAAGGCACUCUUGCAGUUUCUGGAGCCUUUCGAGAAGUUGUGGGCGGAAAAUGUCAAUGAAAAGGAAACAUCGUCCCAGUCGCGGUACGGACGGAUGCCUAAGAUAGGGCUUGUUUUUGAGUAUGACAUUGGCCUCACGUGGUCUGCUUUUCAGCGUGAGAUUGCUAGGGAACAUCGAUUAGCUUGGGGAUAA
Messenger RNA from Neurospora tetraspora, 1320 nucleotides. RefSeq lists its product as uncharacterized. The transcript has 2 exons. The coding region runs from base 1 to 1320 and encodes 439 amino acids. NCBI's taxonomy places the organism in Eukaryota, Fungi, Ascomycota, Sordariomycetes, Sordariales, Sordariaceae. The record is from RefSeq and is a predicted model, not a curated record.